Molecule: messenger RNA, 2119 nt
Organism: Labrus mixtus (cuckoo wrasse)
Lineage: Eukaryota; Metazoa; Chordata; Actinopteri; Labriformes; Labridae
Product: protein yippee-like 5
Exons: 3
Coding region: 201-566 (121 amino acids)
Source: RefSeq, a predicted model, not a curated record
ACCAGCUCUCGGAGCCACACAGCGCAGACAGGAACAGCUGAGAAAGAACAACAAAGCCACGACGACCGACGACGCCACAAACAACAGAUGUGCGUCUGUAUACCUUAAAUAUCGGUGACAUCAUCGCAUGUGGGGACGUUUUCCGCCACUGGAACAUAUUUUGUAAAGCUGUAGUUUAGUCACACCAAGAAGAUUUAACAAUGGGACGCAUCUUCUUGGACCACAUUGGUGGAACACGCCUCUUCUCCUGUGCCAACUGUGACACCAUCCUGACCAACAGGUCAGAGCUCAUCUCAACGCGCUUCACAGGAGCCACGGGCAGAGCUUUCCUCUUCAACAAGGUGGUGAACCUGCAGUAUAGCGAGGUGCAGGACAGGGUGAUGCUGACUGGGAGACACAUGGUGAGGGACGUCAGCUGCAAGAACUGCAACAGCAAGCUGGGUUGGAUUUACGAGUUUGCUACCGAGGACAGUCAGCGGUACAAAGAGGGACGCGUCAUCCUGGAGAGGGCGCUGGUGAGGGAGAGCGAGGGCUUCGAGGAGCACGUCCCCUCAGACAACUCGUGAGCCGCUAACCAGGGGAUUGUUUGUUCCUUCCCUCCUUCUCCUCUCUCCCUUUACCUCUGCGCUGCGCACCUCCACCUGCAGACUUAGAGCUCAGUGAAGUUUUAGCUUCACCUGCCACACCCCUUCCCUCGCUCUGGUCUUUGACCUCUGCUAAUUAGAAGAUUGAUACGCUGGCUCUUUUCUAUGCCCUAAAAUACUUCCUGAUUUAUGUACCACAGGGCACCAUCCUUACCAGCUGGGAGCACAGAAGCGUUUCUGCACGGUCACACACAAGUUUUCACGUCUCUGCACAAGGCAUGCUCCUCACACUUUUCUCAUAUAGUUCUUAAAACACAUGCAUGAUAUACGACAGGGUGCAGCGUCACUUGGUUGUUUGGUUCAUUUAGAUAACAGGUAGAAUAGCUGAGUGUGUCCGUCAUCAAGCGAAGCCUACGCAUUAUUCUAAACGAGCUGUAAAUCUGCAUAUCGCUUUAAUGGGGCUUCUGUGUCGUCAACUUUGUGUCAGUGUAUUUGUCACUGGUGGACACUGAAUGCAGUUAAGACCAUGAUUAUUAUUGCUAUAUCAGUUUCUUUGUAAUUAGCCAGUAGUGAAAUUAUUGUAAUUGUGUUUAAAAUCUUUGUUCCCAUGUGAAAGGAUAUCAUAAGGACUGCACAGAUUGAUGUCAUAUUUGAGUAUUCAUUGUUGUGGUUGAUGAUAAUCUGAGUUCAAUUUAGAUCUAGCUCACAUUUAUGUUGAUUGACCUGAUUCGCUUGAAGUGAACAUAAGGUGAUAUAAGUGUCACAUUAAUGCAGCAUUUAGUGUGGAAGCAGAGUGUACAGUAGACAAUCAUACAAAGUCAUCCUGCAGUUUUAUUCAGUUAAAGUGCUCUCUCUCUCUAUCUGGUUCUAUUGUUUCCAUGCCUGUGUGCUGUGCAACAUGUCACUGUGGUGUCUUAUGAUCAGGAGUAUUUACCUUUCUGUCAGGUGUCUCCACUCCAGUGUGGCGGAGGAGAAAUGUGUGAGAUGUUCUCUGCUGUCAUAAAGACAGGAUGACGACAGUGCAAGGCGAAAAAGCUAACAGACAGUUAGCCGCAGACAUCCAUUUACCAUUUUUUUCCCUGUGAUCGGUUACUAUGCUGUUUAAAAAAAAACGAACAUUGAAAAUGUGUUUGAAUCAAGCCUUAGACUGCUGGAACUCUAUUUCUUUGAACUUCAGUAAACAUCUCCUUGUGUUAAACUCAUUUUAGGAUAGUCACACAUCUUUUUAUAAUCCUCGUUUUAGGGCACGUUUGGUCAUGAGAUGACUUCUUUCUUAUACACUCAAAGCAAAAGACGCUUCAGUGGACUCUGUCAUCUCUUACAAUGCCAGAGUCUCAAUUUUAUAAAAAAAUGUGUACGUAACCAUGUGAAGAUUUAAACCAAAAUGUCAAAUUGAACAAACCAAUCUCAAUCUGUGUGACAUUUGAUUCUUGGACUGGGUUGUAGCGUCAUGGCCCUGGUGAGACUUUGUGCCAUUUCAGACUGUGCAUGCCUGCAGGCGUAACCACACUGGUUUCAGCCUCCACUGCUGACAC